AUGAACCCCCUCAACUGUAGCUUCUGGUUUCCUGUGAGUAGUUCAUUCAUCAUUGAACGAGUCAAUAGCAGAUGUGUUCCAUUACUGAAUAUUGUUCCAUCCACUCUGUUGAUGCUAAUGGAGUCUGGUAGCCCAGUUUCGAAGAAAUCACGGUUGUUCCACUCAGAGGAUUGUGAAAUGGAGGAAGUGCCUUCCAAUGCAGCGGGCGUGAAUCCGAGUUUGCAUUGGACCCAGUGGCAGAUUCUGGACUCCAUUCUCCCAACCGGUGGUUUCGCACAUUCCUAUGGCCUUGAAGCUGCUAUGCAAUCUCGCAUGGUGAACAACCAGGAAGACUUGAAGUCAUUUGUCAUCCAGGUUCUGGACAACACUGGCAGCCUGUUGCUUCCGUUCGUGUACUGUGCUAGCAAGUCCCCUGAUGCAGCGGCAUGGGUCAAGCUGGAUCAGUUGCUGGAAGCUACAUUGACGAACGAGGUUGCGAGGAAGGCAUCCACAUCUCAAGGCUCAGCUCUGCUGAGGGUGGCUGCGUCUGUCUUCACUGAGAUUCAAGCGCUGCAGGAUCUCCGGCGGACAUUCCUUGGUUCUAAGAGCGUGUCAUUUCACCACGCGCCUAUAUUUGGGUUGAUAUGUGGGCUAGUUGGAUUCGACAGUGAAACAGCGGAGCGGGCUUACAUGUUUGUGACAAUGAGGGAUGUGUUCUCUGCCGCGACUAGACUCAAUUUGAUCGGACCGCUGGCUGCUUCAGUGCUGCAGCACCAGGUUGCACCAGAUGCCGAGAGGAUGAUGCAGAAAUGGAGGGACCGUGAUGUCUCUGCAGCAUCACAGACUGCCCCACUGCUCGAUGCAUUGCAGGGUUGCCAUGCUUACAUGUUCUCCAAGCUGUUUUGCUCAUGA
Messenger RNA from Miscanthus lutarioriparius, 891 nucleotides. The record is from the annotation of a GenBank genome assembly. NCBI's taxonomy places the organism in Eukaryota, Viridiplantae, Streptophyta, Magnoliopsida, Poales, Poaceae.